UGAAAUUGUUCUUAAAAAAUGGUAAAUGGACGCGCUGUUGGUGAGGCUCUGAAUUUAUUAGUGCAAAUUGGGACUAAUUUUCACUUUCAUCCAAAACCUGCACAGAUGCCAAAUGGGAUUUGCUAGACUAUAAAGGUACGAAAAUGUUUGUUCCAAGAACUUUGAAGGUAAAGCAUUCGUUUGACAACACUAAUCAAGCUUCAAAGAAGUUGAAAGUUUCUCAAGAUGAUGUUGAGAACAAUAAGACAAUCCAGCAGUCACAGCACCCAUCUUUGAAGGAUACAUUUACUCCUACAGAGUCAGAGUGUGGUUUACAGGAAGAAAAAAUAGAGCUUGAGGAAACACUAGCAAAGAAUGCUUUUCUUACAGAAAAUUUACAUCAUAAACAAGAAGGAUUCCCUGUUGAAGAAGAUCCAGUGAAGUCUUUUAAGAAAAAUCAACGUUGGCCAGAACCUGGGGAGCCUGUUUGUGUUUUAUGUGGCCGAUAUGGAGAGUACAUUUGUGAUACAACAGAUAGUGAUGUAUGUAGUUUAGAAUGUAAAGCUGAAAAUCUUACUAGAGCUGGCCUGCUUCUUAACAUUGCCAGGACGCCUAGUGAUAGUGGAAAUCAAGGAAAGAGUUCUCUAGUUACUCCUCUGGACAGUGAUGAUGUGCUUGUUUACCAGGAAGAUCCGUUUAUUUCAAGUCUUAGUGAGGAACAGAUCCAGCAACUCAGACAUGAUCUAGGAAUUGUAGUGCAUGGUGAAGGAGUCAACAGGCCUAUAGUAGAAUUUAUUCACUGUGGUUUUCCUGAAAUUUUGAAUGAAAACCUGAAAAGAGCGGGCUAUGAAGUUCCAACCCCUGUUCAGAUGCAGAUGAUUCCUGUCGGUCUGGCAGGAAGAGAUGUAAUAGCCAGUGCUGACACAGGCUCAGGAAAAACAGCAGGCUUCCUGCUCCCUGUCCUUGUGAGGGCACUCGAAGAGACACAAGGGAAAAUGAACCAUGCAACAGCUGCUCUGAUUCUUACUCCAACAAGAGAACUGGCUAUUCAGAUAGAAGGACAAGCAAAAGAGCUGGCAAGGGGACUGUGCAACAUGAGAACUGCCCUACUGGUUGGGGGCAUGCCACUACCACAACAGCUUCAUCGGCUAAAACAAAAUAUCAAGAUAAUUAUUGCCACACCAGGACGACUGUUGGACAUCCUUAAACAGCAGGUUAUACAAAUGAAUGGCAUAAAGGUGGUAGUAAUUGAUGAGGCUGAUACCAUGUUAAAAAUGGGCUUUCAGCAGCAGGUCCUAGACAUUUUAAAUCAAAUACCAGAACAGUAUCAAACCCUCUUAACAUCGGCUACAAUCCCUGCAAGUAUUGAACAACUAGCACAAGAGAUUCUACAGAACCCAGUUCGUGUCAUUCUUGGCGAAAAAAAUCGGCCCUGUUCCAAUGUUCGUCAGAUCAUUUUAUGGGUAGAGGAACCCUCCAAGAAGAAGAAACUAUUUGAAAUUUUGAAUGAUAGAAAACUUUAUCAUCCUCCUGUUGUUGUGUUUGUGGACUGCAAGCUUGGAGCAGAUCUAUUAUGUGAUGCAGUCCAAAAAGUGAUGGAUUUGAAAACUGUAUCAAUUCACUCUGAUAAAACACAGAAUGAAAGGAACAGCAUUCUACAGGGCUUGCUACAUGGAGAGUAUGAUGUAGUCAUUAGUACCGGAGUGCUUGGAAGAGGUCUGGAUCUGGUCAAUGUCAAACUUGUUGUAAAUUUUGAUAUGCCUUCAAGCAUGGAUGAGUAUGUUCAUCAGAUUGGGAGAGCAGGAAGACUGGGCCAGAGAGGAACUGCUAUUACUUUUAUUAACAACAACAAUAAGAGGCUUUUCUUGGACGUAGUAACAAGAGUGAAACCAACAGGCUCUCUUCUCCCUCCACAACUAACAAAUUCACCCUAUCUACAUGAUCAACAGAGAAAAGAGAGGCUGAAAGAAAGGCAAGCCAAUAGAAGUGUUGUAACAAAGGAAUAUCUAAUUGACAUUAUCAGAAAACAUGAUAGAAGUGUUAGUAAAAGAUGAUCACCUAGCACUUUAUUAAUAUGCCACAUAUAUCAGUUAUUUAUUAAAUAAAAUUGUGUGUAUAUAUUUUCUUUUUCAAAUGUUAUUUUAACAGUGGAAAUCUAUGCUGCUUUAUGCUCCAUAUAUGUAUGUGCUUUAUUUUACAAGUUCAUUGCAGUUAUUCCACAAGAGGAUUUACUCCUUUUAACAUUUUCUAAUAGGAAAUGAUAUGCAUUGUGUAUUCCAUGUAGGUGCCAAAAAAGAUUGUCCAUGGAAUGCCUUUGGUAGAAAUUACAACCAUGAAUAUAUUAAGAGAUGCCUGUAAUAGCUUUUCACAUCUAUACUAAGGUGCUGCAGUUUUUGCAAAAUUUUCACUGUAAAAUCUCAAAAGUUUCUUUAAACUGGAUACGUUUAUUGAAGAACAUCAGCAUUCAACUCCAGUCAAUUAUAAUUGAUUGGAUUAGUGACUUGCAUUUGACAAGGACACUCUGGAAUAUUGAAUGUUUUUGCCUUUAAAUAACUCAAAUGUGACUUUGGGUCAUUGUCCUUCUGUGAGAGAAAUCAGUCCCUGACAACAAGCCUCUUGUAGACUUUAGCAGGAAAUACUGUUUUUUUUUUUUUAAAUAUAUAAAAUAUCCAUUUUUCUUUUCAACUUUGGAUGGCUUCUAGGGUCUGCCACAGAAAUAACAUCCAUGCGGUGUGGUACUAACAACACCUGGUAUACUCCAGAUGAUGAAAGGUUUAUAUGCUUAUUCCAAGCUGUACUUACCGUAGGAUUUGCAGAGGUCUGUUAAAUAGCCCAGACUAUAGAGGCUGCAAAAGGUUAAUUUUGGCUUCAUCCAAAUGUUCAUAGUUCUUAGAGUUUUUCCAUUUGAUUUCCAUUUUUCUUUUUGACAACAUUUAGUCCAGAUUUGAUAUUAUUAUGCUUGCAGGACUAGCCUCUAAUGCUUUUUUUUUUCUUGUACCAUAAAGCAUAAUGAUGCUAGGUUUAAAUUGUUGUGACUUUCAUUUUGCCUGUAUAUAAUGAAGACCAAGUUUAUCAAGUACUUAUUCAUUUGUAGAUG
This is a messenger RNA of Polypterus senegalus (gray bichir), 3076 nucleotides long. It is a transcript of the gene ddx59, whose product is annotated as DEAD (Asp-Glu-Ala-Asp) box polypeptide 59. The record is from RefSeq and is a predicted model, not a curated record. Lineage: Eukaryota; Metazoa; Chordata; Cladistia; Polypteriformes; Polypteridae. The transcript has 9 exons. Gene Ontology annotation, molecular function: ATP binding; RNA helicase activity; nucleic acid binding. The coding region runs from base 144 to 2033 and encodes 629 amino acids.